AUGGGCAUUGAAGAAGUCGCCUUUGAUUCUCCUAUUGCCCCUUCUUAUUCUACAACAUCUUCAUCAUCAUCCAAGGGAAGAAGUACAUUCAUUCCGAGUUUGUUUUUUGGUAAGAGAAGAUUUCUGUGGUAUACAGUCUUGGCUGGAUUUCUCUUGUUUUUAAUCUUUUCAUUGUAUCAACAUUCGUUGGUUUCUCUUCGUCAUCACUCUGCAAAGGAAAUUAUUGAAUCAUUAACGAGUAAUUUGGAUAAUCAUCAUCAGAACAAUAAUAAUAUGAAAUUAAAUUCAGGACGUAGUAAUAUUGACAAUAAUAAUAAUCAAUUGGAAGAAAAUUCAUCAUCCGAUAAAACUUUACCAUCCAAUGUAACACAAUCAAAUAGUGGAGGAAAUAAUUUUCAUCCCUUUGCUCACAUCUUUUACUAUGCAUGGUAUAAGAAUGAGAAACAUGAUAAAAAGUAUGAACAUUGGAAUCACAAAGUUUUACCUCACUGGACUGCAAGUACAAAUGAACAAUAUAAACAUCUUGUUGGAAAGGAACAUGAUCCUAAACUGAAACAAUUGGCAACUAAUUUCUAUCCAAGUAGAGGAGCAUAUUCUUCCACUGAUAAGGAUGUGGUGAUGGAACAAUUUUUGGAAAUUAAAAAUAAGGCCAAUGUGCAUGUUAUAGUAUUGAGCUGGUGGGGCGUUUCAGAAGCUGAUGAGAAUGGAAGCAAUACUGAAUUGAUAACACCAUUCUUUAUGGAAUGUGCUGAGGAAGCUGGAUUGCAGGUUAUUUUCCAUAUGGAACCUUACAAAGGAAGAAAUGCUGCCAGUGUCAAGAGAGAUAUCAAAUAUGUCAUUGAUAAGUAUGGAAAUUCAAAGGCAUUCUUUAGACAUAAUGGAAAACCAUUAUUUUAUAUGUAUGAUUCAUACAUUUUAUCAGCAGAAGAGUGGAAAACUAUUCUAUCACCAAAUGGAAAGGACACCAUCAGAAACACAAAGUACGAUUCUAUAAUUAUUGGACUAUAUUUAAAUUCAGGAAUGAGGGAUAAUAUUAAGAAUUCGUUUAUGGAUGGGUUUUAUACAUACUUCGCUGCAGAUCAAUUCACAGAAGGGUCUACAUGCUCAAAGUGGCAGGAAAUUAGUGAAUGGGCUCAUAAUAAUAACUUGUUAUUCAUACCCUCAAUAGCACCUGGUUAUAUAGAUGAAAAGAUUAGACCAUGGAACAAGCAAAACACCAAAGGAAGAGAGAAUGGUCAAUAUUAUCAAAGAAUGUUUGAUGCUGUUCUCAAUCUAAAGCAUUUCCCUCAAUACAUUACCAUAACAUCCUAUAAUGAAUGGCAUGAAGGUACCCAAAUAGAGCCAGCCAUCCCAAUAACCGUUAAUAAUCCAAACUCUGACCAAUUUGAUAAUAUUGCAUCUGCCUACCUUGACUAUAGUCCAAAAGAUCCAGAUUUCUAUCUCACCAAGACAAGGGAAAAUGUCAAUAAGAUUUUCAAACUGUAA
Naegleria gruberi is the source of this 1485-nucleotide messenger RNA. RefSeq lists its product as uncharacterized. The coding region runs from base 1 to 1485 and encodes 494 amino acids. The transcript has a single exon. Gene Ontology annotation, molecular function: alpha-mannosidase activity. Lineage: Eukaryota; Heterolobosea; Eutetramitea; Acrasida; Naegleriidae. Gene Ontology annotation, cellular component: Golgi apparatus. The record is from RefSeq and is a predicted model, not a curated record.